CUAGCCCGGAGUUACUAGCGCCAUGAUGUAGGAACCGCAGCGGCGUCCUCCUGACCUUCUCUUACUCAAGAUCCCUUUUGUUCUCUCGGGACGUCCGGAUAUUCGUCUGAGUGAAAUCUAUUUCUUCUUUCCUUCUCUCUGUCUGUCAGGAUCUAUUGCGGAUAGAAUGUCAUACGCGCUCCCAAAUCGUGCAUCUAUCUCCUCCACAAGCGAGCUUCGGCUUCAGCUGAAUACCUUCGAAGUUGAUGGAGUCGCCCUCGUCGGUAUCAGUAAUGGACAUACAUAUCAUUUCCAGGUUUUCAUCUACAAUCGCGCUCUUGACUGCAGCGUGAGCCUCAACUGUAAUCCUUCGUACGACUUUCGUGAUCCGGAUCAGGCGCGUGUCGACAUUGACUUCAAGACGAGUGCCUAUACCCAGUUCGAAGACAUUACACCCGGUCGGAUUCCUCCGUCCACUGGGCUUUUCGAUGUCAGUUUGAAGGCCUCCACGCAGGUAUGGAAGAUCUUCAACGUACUGUUCGACACUCUUAAGAGAGACCAAUACCGAUUUAAUAGUGGUUUAGGGUGUAGGCACUGGUGUGCUACUAUCCUUAGCGAUCUGGAGACGCAUGGCUAUGUUUCGCCUGGUGAUACCAUGAAGUUUGAGAUUUGGGAGGGAGCCAAGCACGCGGAAUUUGGUGCUGCAGUUUUCUUCCUGCCUCGCAUCCAGGGAGAUUUUUUUGAUCGAGCGCUGCCUAUCGACUUGAAUCUACAUCCUACGUGACUUGCUGUUCGACAGCACUCAGCGUUGAAGCUGGAUGUCUUACUACGUAUCUACGAGACAUUCACUUUAUACACGCUGCUAUGCCCCUAGUAGAUUGGCUUUCGUCAGCCGUAAACACGGUAGGAGGAUACACUACGGGUAGCAGCUUAAGCAAACUUUGAAUAAAAGCAGGAGCUUGUUCGUGCCAAUUUGGUCUAACGGCAAGCAAAAUAUGUUAGAAUACAAGAGUGCGGUUGUAGUUAUCUAUAAUAAGAUAUAACUCAGACUGGCACUCGUAAUGCGAGAG
This is a messenger RNA of Desarmillaria tabescens, 1049 nucleotides long. RefSeq lists its product as uncharacterized. The transcript is spliced from 3 exons. The record is from RefSeq and is a predicted model, not a curated record. Lineage: Eukaryota; Fungi; Basidiomycota; Agaricomycetes; Agaricales; Physalacriaceae. The coding region runs from base 167 to 763 and encodes 198 amino acids.